CCCGUUGCAGGUCUGGAGACCUUCAUCUCCGUGGCUAAGACGCUCCCAUCGCCUGACAUAUAUGAUGUCGUGGAGGGAUACAUGAAAAUUUCCAUGGAGUGUGCUGAAAUAUUCAAACUUAUGGAUGGAGAAAGAAAGCCUGAAAGUGAGAUGCUGUUAAUCUUUCAAGCUCUAGAAGCAAUUUUACUGAGGACAGCCAGUGACCUCUCCCAUUUUUCUGCUGUGGGAAUGAACAUAGUAAAAAAGUUAAUUCAUUCCUACAUGAGAUUGGUCUAUGCUGCUUUGUAUUCUGAAAAUCACAGGAUGAGCCGAGUGUGCCUUACCCUGUUGUCAGCAAUGGUGGCUCAGGGGCCAGAUUCAGCAAGGGAUGUGUAUAGCCAUUUUGAUUUCAAUAAUAAAUUUCUGCCUGGAUUAUUGAAAAAAAGAUGUAAGAAGGGGAGAGCUGAUGUUCGUAUGGCCUACAUUCAGUUUGCUCUUUCCUUUUUAAUUGCUGGUGACAAUGCAAUCUUGACACAGGUGCUAGAAUUAAAAGAUUUCAUUCCAGAUAUUCUUCGCUCUGAAAUAAAGGAAGAUAAAGUUUCUACUGUCAAUCUUCUUCUUUCCACACUAAGAACUAAGGUGGUUCAAAAUAAAACUAUCACCAAAACACAGAAGGUGCGCUUUUUUACCGCAGAGGUGUUGAUUCACAUUGCUUCACUUUACCGGUGGAAUGGGAUUACUGAUGUCAGCCCUGGGGAUUUAAAGGCGACUCAAGGUUCUGAAGAGAUGGGAAAAAUGAUGGUACGGGAACUUGUUCAUAAUUUCUUAAUGGACCUUUGCUGCUCUCUGAAACAUGGCAUAACUUUCUAUGAUCCAAGUCUUGGAACUUCUGGCAAGGGAGGAAAUGUGGUGCUUCUGCACUUUCUGCUUGGUUUAAAAACUGCAACAGAAGAUGAACUGGUUGCGGAUCUCAUGGUGAAUAUUCUUAAAGUAUGCCCAGAUUUGUUGAAUAGAUACUUUAAAGAGACCCGGUAUUCCUUUGUUCCUAGACUUAAGUCUGCUUGGAUGGACAAUAUGAAGUUACUCAGAAAGAUCUAUGAGGCUCAACCAGAGAUCUCCAGUUCUUUUAAGACUUCAGAGUUUAUUCCUCUUCCCAGGUUGCUUUCUAUGGUGAUGGUAACAACAAUCCCUGCAGUGUGCAAUAAAAUAAUGUUCACCCAAGGACUAAAUUUACCCAGCACAGUAGUGAAGCACAGCAUACUAUCACUUGUAUCAAUGAUUCUGAGAAGAGCCUUGAAGAAUAUUGAGUACUGUUUGAAUGAAGAAACUUGGCAAAAGUCAGAAAUCUACACCCUGUCAGUGAUGCAGGAAUUCGUACAGCUGUACAGAGAAGCCAUCAGCAAGCUUUUACCAGACAUGAAUAAUAUAGUGGCUGUCUGGCAGUCCCUUCUGAAGCAAGGAAGAGAACACCACAGUGGUCAAGAGGAGAAAAGGGGAGGUGAUGCCUCCACUGUGAAGGCAGUGACUGAGACAGCAGAAGUUGCUGAACAGCAUGGUUCAGAUGAUGCUGAGACACUGUUUCUGAAAGCUGCACUGCUUCAGGUCAUUUGCCUUUAUCAGAAGGUUGUGCCCCACUUGGUAGCACGGAGCAACUUUGAUUUUAGCAAGCUCUUGAAAGGUAUCGUCACUGAAAAGGGCCUCCGAGAGGAGGUCCCUCCUGUGCUGCAGCACCAUAUACUGAAAGUGGCUUUGGAACUUCCUGCAAAUAAAUUUGCCUGGUUCAGAGUACAGGAUGUCUCUGAGACAGAGAAGGUAUCUGGUGAAAAAUCAGUGUUCUAUUUACUGAUGAAAAUGUUUGUUACAAGUAACCAUUCUCAUCUGAAAAUUUCAACCAGAAAACUGAUCAUCAAGGUUUUACGUGACAGUGGGGUGUUUGAGUACACAUGGAAGGAACUUUCAGUUUGGCUGGAACACUUGGAUAAUACAAAAGAAGACAAAAAGGAAGCAGUGAUUCAAUUUUUGGAAAGGAUCCUGUUGAAACUUGUGACCAACCCCUAUCCGUAUACAGAUAAAGCAGCAGACCUUGUUCAGGAAGCCAGUAUGCUCCAAGUUAAUAUGCUCAAACAAGAUUCUGAUAAUGUCAGCAUCCCCAUCUCUCACAUUGAUGAUGUCCUGGAUAUGGUGGAUGUCCUAAUUGAGGGCAGUGAUGACUUAGAUGAAGAAAUUGGGUUCACUUUAAAUGAAGACAUGAUUAUCCAAACAUUUCCAUUCAGUGCUGUUGUUCCUGCUGCAUUGGAAGCCAGGAAUAUGUUGUUGCUUCAGACUGAAAAUGGAACAGGAGCACAUAUCGUAGAGUAUCUUGUUGCUGUUUUCACUGACCUCCUGCACUCUCAGAGAGAACCCCUUGCCCUCUGCUUGAUGUUCCAGCUCUACGAUAAAGAUCUGCAGUCCCUGAAAGUUUCUAAGUAUCCUCAGCUCUACCAAUUUAACCAGUACUAUAAACUCUGGAUACCCCAGCAAUCUCAGGAACCUGUGUUUAAAAAACCCAAAGAGGCAUGCAAAGAACCUGCUGUGGCCCUGGAUUCUGUAUUUACAACUUUGCUAAGGAAAGCCUAUGAGAGAGGAAGCAGUACCUUACUGGAGGACGAUAUCCAGGCAAAACUGAGAGACUUGGCUUCCCAGCUCCCGCCUGAACAGCUUUUGUUAGCAGUAAAGCAUGUGUUGCUAUACCUGAAAUCCGCAGUGGAGAACUUUGGCAGCCUUAGUAAAACUUUUGGUCCUCGCCUUAUUGUCCUCUAUGUGGACCUGCUGAACAGCUUGUUGUGCCGGGGAAAUCAGAUAGAGUUGAGUAAUCAGCAGAAGCGAGAAGAGCAUCAGGCUGAAUCAGAUCUCUUCAUGGAUGAGGAAUCUCUGAUUACAGAGGAGUCUUCAAAUGACAAGACACUAGAAGAUACACUGGUGUUGAUUUUCAGACAUCCUACACUGGAGAGUUGGUUCCUGGCUUUAGAACAACGUUCUCUUCCUCCAUCCGGUUUAAACCCAGUCGCUGUGAAGCUCCUGUCAGCUCACCUCAAUUCCAGUGUGCUUCAGCUGUUGAAAACGGGUGCCUCGAUCCUGCAGAGCAUGGAUCACAAACAUUUGUUAUCCAAGUAUUUUGAAGCUAUCACAAAAAGUGUCCUGAAAGAACUACAGGCAGCACGGAAAGACAGAAGCCAGGUCUCUGCCAAGAAGUCUCACCAGCUGGAGGCUCUGGAGGAGUUGCAUAUAUACAUGGCUGCAGCUCAGCUGAAGGAGAUCACUUUAACCAUGCUGCGACUUCCUGAGAUGAGCUUGACUACUCAGAAGUCUGAAAAAUCCCCUAGAAAAGGGAAACAGUUGAGCUUCUAUGGAGAGAUUUUGGUGCAGCUCCUCACAGAGAGCUACCAAAGGCAGCCCCAACAAGGAGAACUACUGUUGUCCACAGAGCACAUUAAAGCUUUGGGAAUAUUGAUGUCAGUAUCAGCCAGCAAAGAUUUGGAGAAAGUUUUUCUUCAGGUGCUCCGUAGCGAGCCAGUCCUUGCACAUGCAGUCAGUGUAGAGGUGCAUGUUCACUGCCUUAACCAGAGGUCAGAAACUUCCCUUGCCAUUGUGGGCAUGCUGAUAAAACACUGUAGGACUCACCUGCUGCAGUUCGAGAUGUGGUGUCUGAGCAGUGCCACUGGAAAGUACCUCAAGAAAAACAUGGAGAGCUUUCUUCCACUCAUUAAUGUGUAUUUGCAAUGCAGAGACCAGUAUGAUUUCACUCGACCUUCCUCAGUUGUCUCGGCUGUUACACCUGUCUUGAGGAAAGCUCUGUGGAAGGAGCUGUGUGCUGUACUUCAAGACAGAGAAGCAUCGCAUGAGACUACUAUGAAACUGCAAGUUCUUUCAAAGUUGUUGCCAUCUUCAGGAAGCAAAGGGCUGAGAAACCUUAUUGACCAGCUUCCUGCUGCUCUAGAGAAAGCAGAAAAUAACAAGAGUUGGACAGUGGCAGAUGCCGUAUCUAGAGUGCUUGAAAACUCUGAAGAGCUGCAUUCCUGGAGGAGACAACUGUUAUCAGCCUGCAUGAAGGGGUUAAUUGUCAUGUACAACAGCAGUAAAGAUGAAAGCCAGCAAGAGAUUGAGAGGCCCAUGCUGCUGAGGCUAGAAGAAUUAUUGCACUUAGUUGAAGAAGUAGACCCAGAUGACUGGUACAGCCUUGUGAAGGCAGGACUCAAGUACCGCUACAGAGAUGAAGCAUUUUUGAAAGUCCUGAACACUGCUAUUCAGUUAUUAUACAAGAAAGAAUCCUCACUUAGUCAGAGCUUAGUCAGGCUCUCCAAACUUCACAUGAUGGUCACGCAGCACUCUCUAUUUUUGUCAACCAUACUGAGGUCAAGAGAAGAAGAUGGCACGAACUUCCAGACAAGAGAGGCCUUGGUGGAUAUACUGCUGACAGUUGUGAAACUCAGCCCUUCUGUCUGUGAGAGCAGUCACCUUGCAGUGUUGCUGGGUUCCUACGGGGCUACUCUGAGCACUAUAGAUCAGAAGGUACUUCUACUGCUUCAGUUAUAUGAGAAGAAUAAACAAAGUCUCAUAAAUUCCAGAAUCCUGCUGUGGGGUCCAGCUGCUGUGGAGCAUCACAAGACUUGCAAGAGUCUAGGGAAGUCACUGUGGCAGCAGCCAAGCAUGGAGGAGAUUCUGUGUCUGCUAGAUCGAGAAAAGAUGAUGAAGACAAUUCUGUCGUUCCCUCAGCAUCGCCGCCUUCUGUCAUCACAGGAGAUAGAAGAGUCACUAUAUAGAGAUGAAAAUGUCAAGAACCUUGGUGACUUCUACGAUCCCUGUUUUCUACUUCAGCUGUUUAGUGAACUGACCAGACCAG
Messenger RNA from Nestor notabilis (Kea), 4858 nucleotides. It is a transcript of the gene URB1, whose product is annotated as URB1 ribosome biogenesis 1 homolog (S. cerevisiae). The annotation marks the transcript as partial. The record is from RefSeq and is a predicted model, not a curated record. The transcript has 29 exons. Gene Ontology annotation, biological process: maturation of LSU-rRNA from tricistronic rRNA transcript (SSU-rRNA, 5.8S rRNA, LSU-rRNA); maturation of 5.8S rRNA from tricistronic rRNA transcript (SSU-rRNA, 5.8S rRNA, LSU-rRNA). Gene Ontology annotation, cellular component: nucleolus. NCBI's taxonomy places the organism in Eukaryota, Metazoa, Chordata, Aves, Psittaciformes, Psittacidae.